Messenger RNA from Guyanagaster necrorhizus, 1089 nucleotides. RefSeq lists its product as uncharacterized. The record is from RefSeq and is a predicted model, not a curated record. NCBI's taxonomy places the organism in Eukaryota, Fungi, Basidiomycota, Agaricomycetes, Agaricales, Physalacriaceae. The transcript is spliced from 12 exons. The coding region runs from base 1 to 1089 and encodes 362 amino acids.
AUGUCAUACAUCUACAAUCAGGGUCACUCGAAUGACUGGCAAGUCCAAGCGCCACUCCCAAAUUAUGGAGUAGAGUGGACAUCUCUCGCAAAUCCGGAUUUACUCAUGGUAACCUAUGGACCAGAACAACCAGACCCACGGAACAUCAUUCAGCUCAUCACUCAUGGGACGCGCGAUCAACCUUGCGUUUCAGAUUGUAUAGCCAAGAAAUUCACAUUAUACCAGCCCAUCUACGUAUGUCUCGAACAACCCCCCAAAAUGAACUCCUGCCACAGCCUAAAAGCUUCCGGUCGCAUAAAGUACACUUUUCCCAAACCCAUGUUCGACCAGGCACUGUACAAAAUCGACUUCGGGUGGGUUAGCAUGCUGCAGGUCCUGCAGGGCGACCGGUCGUGGACUCCGGAGAUGUAUCCGAUUGCACUGGUCGGAGUAGAGUGUAUCGAUGUCGUCUUUCAUGCUAGUGGGUACCUCCCGCAAUACAUUCGUAUCCCCUUGAUCUGCAAACAUCAUUCCGGGAUGACUUUUUACGAGAUCGCCCAUAGCGUUUCUGCGGGGUAUCGGGAUAUAAUUGCUAGAGAAGCAGACAAUAUCUCGCCUAGUCGGACAGCGACGAUGACACCGAUCGUUAUGAAUGUGAAUAAUCUGAGAUUGGGAUCUUUGUAUACGGAGGAUCCGUCGAAGGCGAAGUGUGACUAUAGGGAGGUUUCAUCGUCAUUGUGCAGUGGCAAGGCGGCUGCCUUGAGUCGUCGAUGGAAGAGCUCCACCAAAGUAGACAACGAGCCUGAGGAGAAGACAGGCGAUAUUUGGAGAACAACAUCCCCAACAAAGAAUAUACCUGUGACGCUAUUGACCAACGGCACUAAUCCAUCUCCCCGAAGCACGAUAAAGGUAUGGAGAGAGGUCGGGUAUUUGUUAGAAGAGAACGAUGUCAAUCCAAGAAAGAAAAGCGGCUUCGGGGGAGACACUUACGAACGCAGUCCGAAAGCAGAGGUGGGUAACGUAGGCGGAACUGCCGGUAAAUAUGAAAGUACCACCGAUGCCCGGAUACGUUAUUAUUCACUUUCAAAGGGUCCACCUCUUCAUGGAUAG